CGCAAUUCAGUUUGCUUCACUGUGAAGUUUUCUUCAAAUAUGUUAACUACUCAUACUCUAACAAAAAGGGUAUAGAAGGACCCAGCGGAUCAAAUGCUCACAAAUGAUAAUACAUGCGAGUGAAAUGCGAGAUUUAACCCGGAAAAACUCUCGCAAAUGAAUGGGGAAACGAUAGCAAUAUGACUUAUAUGUCGUUCAGUUUGUGGCAGUGAAUCUUUCAUUUACGAUAGUUGAAAGGAAUAUCGUUAAGCAGCAUUUACAUGAGGCGAUUUUCUAAGCGAUUCAACAACGCCUGAGAAGUUGCCUGAAAAGUUGAUAACACACGUGCAUUUACACGGGCGACAAAAGUUGAACGAGUUCGAAUGUCAACGUUGACUUUUUAAAAUUUUGGUUAAAUAUGAAUAGAAGAAAAAUUUUAAAACUUAGCAUCAACAUAAUUGCUAAAGAAAUAAUAAAAGAUUUAAUCAAUAACCUACGCAAGGAAGUGGUAAAGAGGAAACGUAGAGUAUGGGUAAGGAAAUGGGUUCGUCAGCGUGAAUUUUUGGGUGCUUCUGAUAAUUUGUACAAGGAGCUUGCCUUAGACGACCCGAAAAACUUUCAACAGCGUUUAAGAAUGACCAACGAACAGUUCAAUUAUCUUCUCCUAAAAUGUGCACCUUUAAUAAAAAAACAGGAUACAAGUAUGCGUGCAGCGCUCUCACCAAUAAUUAAAUUGCAAGUUACGUUAAAAUUUUUGGCAAGUGGUGACAAUUACCCAACUUUAGCGGAACUAUUUCGAGUACCAGAGAGCACCAUUUCCCUAUUUUUGAAGGAUGUACUCGACGCUAUAUGCGAGGUUUUGAACAAGUAUAUUCAGGUACCAACAUCAAAAGAACAAUGGUCUAAAAUUCAAAAACGAUUUUGCUGAUAUCUGGCAGUUUCCUCACUGUUGUGGAGCUCUGGAUGGGAAGCACGUCCUCAUACAAAAUCCACCACGCGGAGCC
Messenger RNA from Rhagoletis pomonella (apple maggot), 983 nucleotides. RefSeq lists its product as uncharacterized. Bases 398 to 907 code for a protein of 169 amino acids. The record is from RefSeq and is a predicted model, not a curated record. NCBI's taxonomy places the organism in Eukaryota, Metazoa, Arthropoda, Insecta, Diptera, Tephritidae. The transcript has 2 exons.